Molecule: messenger RNA, 2361 nt
Organism: Gadus macrocephalus (Pacific cod)
Lineage: Eukaryota; Metazoa; Chordata; Actinopteri; Gadiformes; Gadidae
Gene: larp7
Product: La ribonucleoprotein 7, transcriptional regulator
Exons: 13
Coding region: 179-2113 (644 amino acids)
Biological process (GO): RNA processing
Cellular component (GO): nucleus
Molecular function (GO): mRNA binding
Source: RefSeq, a predicted model, not a curated record
UGGCAACAUUGGCCACAGGGGCGGUUCUCCCGCCAUGAGGUAUAUAAUGCGCGCCGCUGCAAUGCCGCUCUGGUAGGCGGUCCAUGUUGUUGUGUUUUGGCGUCUUCUGAUCGGCAUGAACUCGUUCGUCUUCUAGAGGAUCGAUACUCACUGUUUAUCGCCCCACAUCCACCUCCAGAUGAUUGACACGGAACGGAGGCCCGCCCCCGGGCAGGCGAAGCACGCAGACCCCGAGGGAAAGACCAAGGAGAGUGAGAAGAAGAAGAGGCCUCGGGUCAAACAGCUGCUGGCCGACAUCAAGAAGCAGGUUGAGUUCUGGUUCGGGGACGUCAAUCUGGGCAAGGACCGCUUCAUCAAGCAGCUCAUCACUGACUCGGCGGACGGAUAUGUGGAUAUUUCUGUGUUGACGACGUUCAACCGAAUGAAAAAGCUGACGAUGGACACCAAGCUCAUCGCCCGGGCGCUGAAGAACUCCACCAUCGUCGAGGUCAACCUAGAGGGGAAUAAAUUAAGACGGCAACAGCCCAUCAGGGACACGGACAAGAACGUGGACGGCUGCACCGUCUAUGUGGAACUUCUGCCGAAGAGCGUGACUCACGACUGGGUCGAGAAGGUGUUCGCCAAAUGCGGAAAGGUGGUGUACAUCAGCAUCCCGCGGUACCCGAGUACCAAGGACCCCAAGGGCUUUGCCUUCGUGGAGUUUGACAAAGAGGAGGAGGCGCAGAAAGCCAUCGAGCUCCUGAACAACCCCCCCGAGGACGCCCCCAGAAAGACGGGCAUGUUCCCCAAGAUCAGAAACAAAAAGGGCGUCGUCAUCCAGGCGGACGACCCGCGGCCCCUCCCAGGGGAGGAAGAGGAGAAGAAGAAGCAGAAGAAGAAGAAGAAAAAGAAGGAGAAGGAGGUGGCGGCCGCACGGGUGGAGGAACCCGGGGAGCCGAAGGAGAAGCUGAAGGAGGAGGAGACGGAGCCGCAGCCCCCCAAGGGGAAGAGGAAGCGGUCGGAAGGCGAGGCGCCGGAAGACCCCGCCCGGAAGGAGAGCGCUCCGGAAGACCGCGCCCGGAAGGAGAGCGCUCCGGAAGACCCCGCCCGGAAGGAGAGCGCUCCGGAAGACUCCGCCCGGAAGGAGAGCGCUCCGGAAGACUCCGCCCGGAAGGAGAGCGCUCCGAAAGACUCCGCCCGGAAGGAGAGCGCUCCGGAACAGUCCGACAAGAAGAGGCGGCGGUCCCAGGCGGGAGCAGGGGAGCAGGAAGCGGAAGUUGAGGAGGAGAAGCCGGCCAAGCUGAGGAAGACCGGGGAGGAGCAGCAGCAGGAGGAGGAGGAGGAGGAGCAGGAGGAGCGGGCGGGGGCCAGCCAGAUGGACGUGAAAGCGGAGCCCGCUGAGGGCGCGGCGGAGGUCCAGGCGGAGGGGGGGGGGGAGGGCGACGGCUCGCCGCUGAAAGCCAAGAGGAAGCGGAAGAAGAAGAAAGAGAAGAUGGGCGACGAGGUCAUCCCGCUUCGCGUCCUCUCCAAGAAGGACUGGCUGGGUCUGAAGCAGGAGUACCUGGCCUUGCAGAAGCGGAGCAUGGCCUCGCUGAAGAAGUGCAUCACUAAGAUCGACCACCAGGAGCAACCUGGAAAGAAAGUGGCUUUAGUGGAGAAGAAGGUGGGUCCAUCAGAGAAGAAGGUGAUUCCAUUGGAGAAGAUUGAGAAGAUGGAGAAGGAGAUCACUGGACCCCAGUUCACCAGUGGAGUCAUCCUGAAGAUUACCGAUGCCAAACCGCUACCAGGCAGAAAGAUCAUCAAGGACGCCCUCUCUACAAUAUCUACGGUGGCCUACGUGGACAUACUGGAGGGAGACAGUGAAGGACACAUCCGCUUCAAGACCCCCGAGGAAGCCCAGGCCGUCGUCAAGGACCGCUCGGCCGUCGCCAAGGAACACGGCUGGACGCUGGAUCUGCUCUCCGGUGAUCAUGAGCAAAGGUAUUGGCAGAAGAUAUUGGUGGACCGCCAAGUGAAGUUGAACCGUCCGAGGGAAAAGAAACGAGGCACAGAAAAGCUCAUCUCGAAGGCGGAGAAGAUCAUCAUGGCCCGAGCCAAGGAGGCCAACAAGCACAUCCACUUCCAGGAUGUCUGACUCAGUGUGUCGUGUUUCAUCCACUUUGUUUUUUAACAAGUUUUAUUUUGGUAAUCGGCGGAAAGCCAAAGCUAAUUUAAAAACACAAUUUGAUAUAUUAAUGUGAACUUUUUGUGACUCAUGUUUUCAGGGUCGUACAUGUUGUGUAUAUAUAAGGUACAAGGCUGCCUUUGUUGAGAGAGCACCAAAUUCAUGGUUGUUUAAAAGUGAAUUUUUUUUAUAGCAAUAAACAUCAAACAUCAGAUGUA